AUGUCCAACAAAGAAGAGAUCAAAAAUACGGAUGAAACUAUCAACGAGGUUUUGAAGGAUCCUACAAAGAAGAGAAAGGCCGAAGAUGAGAUCGAAAUCGACUUAAACCAGCCUGUGCCAUUAUCUAAAAAGCAGAAGCGUUUAUUGAGAAGAGGGAAAAUCACUCUUGAAGAGUUGAAUGCCAAAUACAACCUUGAUUCUAAGUCUGUCGAAGAGUACAAGAAAGAACUCUCUGAGAAGAAGGAUGAAGAAGGUAACAGUAGUCCGCGUAAGGAAGAAGAGUCCGGUGAUGAAGAGAAAGAAAAGACCUCUACCAAGGCUAAAAGAGAAAAGAAGUUUGGUGUUUGGGUCGGAAACUUGGCCUUUGAUACUGUUAAGGAAGACAUAACAAGAUUUAUAGUUGCCAAAACUAAAGAAAACGAUGAGGAGAGCCAAAUAUCGGAAAAGGAUAUUCUUAGAAUAAAUAUGCCGCUAGCCAAGAACGACGGUAAGAAGAUGAGGAACAAGGGUUUUGCAUACGUUGACUUCAAGACUGAGAAACAGAUGGAGGCCGCUAUCGCUUUGAGUGAAAGCGCUUUGAACGGUAGAAAUUUGCUAAUAAAGAACGCUAACAGUUACGAGGGUCGUCCAGACAAAAACGAUCUAGUUGCUGCAUCAAAGAACCCUCCAUCCAGAAUUCUAUUCGUCGGAAACCUAUCAUUUGACACCACUGAGGACUUGCUUAGAAAGCAUUUCCAGCACUGCGGUGAAAUUGUGAGAAUUAGAAUGGCUACUUUCGAAGAUAGUGGUAAGUGUAAGGGUUUCGCAUUCGUCGACUUCAAGGAUGAGACAGGUGCUACAAAUGCAUUGAAGGACAAAUCAUGUAGGAAGAUCGCCAGUAGACCAAUUAGAAUGGAAUUUGGUGAAGAUAGAUCCAAAAGACAAGUCAAGAGAAGACCAGCACAAGAUGACAGACAACCAAGGAAGCCAUCCUUUGACAUCAAAACUACUACUAACACGUCUACUGAUUCUACUCCUCCUCCUAUCAGAGAAAGACGUCCCAACUCUUACUCUCAAAGACAACCAUCAUACAAAGAUUCGAACAACCGUCUCAAAAGUAGUGUUGCUCUAGCCUCUGCUCAAAGAGGUUCCGCAGCUAUUGUUCCAUCUCAAGGUAAGAAAAUCACUUUCUAA
Molecule: messenger RNA, 1173 nt
Organism: Kluyveromyces marxianus DMKU3-1042
Lineage: Eukaryota; Fungi; Ascomycota; Saccharomycetes; Saccharomycetales; Saccharomycetaceae
Gene: NOP13
Product: Nop13p
Exons: 1
Coding region: 1-1173 (390 amino acids)
Molecular function (GO): RNA binding
Source: RefSeq, a predicted model, not a curated record